AUGGAGGAGAGGUUACAUGUUGUCUUACACAAGAAGGAGAUCUUCAAGGUGCGGUCAAUCUUAUUUUCGACUAUCCACUACCCGACCCCUUUCAUCAUGACUUGCUCUGUGCUCACGGAAGCUGCCGAGUCACAUUUGUCGGCACAAAAGUAUGGCUACGACUUUGUGGCGUCGACGAGCCAAAAGAGCAUCGCAGCUCACAUGCUGAGAUCAAUGACCAAGGUAGAUGUGGCAGGGGCGUGGUAUUUUUUCAGUAGUAAUAGCGGCGACAGAUAUCAUGUUUGCGGCCGGGAAGAGGCCCUAAAGAAAACACAUGACGUUGACCCUCUGGAUGCUGCACAAUGCCCUGGUACAAUGCCAACCGACGAUUCGAAAUAUUUGACACUCUAUAACGCAGGCUUCAUCUUUGCAUGCGACUGUACUCUGGGCCUUCCCCUCGGCAUGACUGGCGACAAACUCCCGCAGCCGUGCAUCAUUUUGUGCGAGGAGACGGACAAGAUCGUCUUGAACGUGUUUUUUUCAGAAAUCACCAUUGUCCAGGCAAGAAAUGACAGCGGCGGCAAGCUGUGGGAGCGGUCAUCACAGCAACGAGGCGCUCCGUGGUAUAUCACCAUCAAGCUGAACAUUGCCCAGGAGCCGUUGCCGUCCAUCAACGAUUCCUCGCCCGGUCCGGGUGAAAAGCACUGGAAAGUCCAUGACGUACCAGGAGACAUCUCCAGGAUUGGCUACCAGAGCUGCGUGGGCCGAGUCAAAGGCGAGCGUGUGGACGGGGUGUACACCUCGGGAGUUGAGGGAGGCUCUGCCCAGGGGAGCAGACAACUAUGUUACCAGGGGAUAGAAAAUACAUGGGAUCCGACCAUUCCCGAUGAGCCUCGCUGGCUGUUUUUGCCUGAUGGCAACGAGCCACUGUCGGCCAUGGCGGUUGCUACGAUUCGCCAUGCAGAAUCCGCGCUCGAUCCCAAUCGGCUAGCAACCACCGAUCUGUAUGCCGUUGCGGAUUCCAAUCUUUAUCGUUGGGACGCAGCCAAGCAAGAUGAUGGGGCGUGUGCGCAAGUGCUCAUCGAGGGCAAAGGCAAAGGCCUGCUUUUGGGUACGCACACCUUGCUUGGCAUGGCACACGACGGCAUCGCGAUACUAUGGGGCCUCAACUCGUCCAACCAGCUGUACACAAUGUCGUGUGACAUGAACUACGUGUCGGACCCGAAGAAAUGGAGUGCUCCCUUCCCUGUUGCGCUAGGGAUUGAGCGCCUCUCCGCCUUCGUCAACGCAGUGGAUGGCGGCAACACCAUCUUCGCCUACGCAGGACAAGACACACCGCGGAAGCGUGGCAGCUCAAGGCUGAUCAGGCUCACGAAAGAGUCGGGCGGCUCAAGGCUAUGGAAAUCUCAGAGCAUUAUUCUUCCGCUGCCGCCCAGGAAACCGUCCAUACCUAUCAUGUCCUACACCACCACUCUUUCCGUCACCGACAUGUCGGGCCACUCGGUCCCUGCAGCCCAAAUGUCCAUCUCAACAAACUCACGCACGGCCGUACACCAGUGGCACAGUAACAGUGGUCGAGGCAACCGAGAAUCUGAGCGCGGCGGCCUGGACGGUGUCCUUGGAAGGAACGCCGAGGGCACCACCGAGGUCAAGCCGUACGCGGACAAUUAUACCAAGAUUAGGCAGUUCGAGACCAAGGAGGCACUCCGCGGCGCCAUGGUGCCUGACCGUGCCCAUAUAGUCGCCGGUGGCAUUUGGGAAACGGCCCCUCGUCAGAGCUUAAUCCCCUCUCGCAUUUCCGACGAUACCGUCAAUGUGGCCAGCAACAUUAUUGGAAAUUUCAAUAAGAUGCACCCGAACGGUGCCUACUCCCCAACUGUCAACGCAAGGGAAGAUGUUCGCGUCAUUCCGGCCUCGCGUCAUCCAUCUGCCUCGUCAGUGCUGGGUGACGACAAUGGGGUCUGGACAGACAUCGGCGAUUUUUUUCGCAGCGCGUGGGAGGCUUUCAAGCACGGGAUUGAAGUGGGAGUGACAUGGAUCUACGACGAGGCAAAAAAUGUCUAUCAUGUCUUUGUCAAGAUCCUACACGAAACAUACGAGGCCAUUGUCAAGACGAUAGACGACAUCGUCGCAGGAAUCAUCUGGAUUUUCAACCAGAUUGUUGACUUCAUUGAAGACGUCUAUCACUUCCUUCAAAUCCUCUUCGAGUGGUCUGAUAUACAAAGAACAAAGGACGUAUUCCAAAAGGCCGUCAAGGUUUGGUUGAACCAUCAAGUCGACUUGGUCCCGGAGGGCAAAAAGCUCCUUGACGACCACAUCAUGGCCGCAAUCGAUGCCGUCGACAAAUGGGCGGGCAUUUCGCAUGAUUGGGAUCGUCUCGGAGACCCGUCCAAGCACACAGCAAAGGAAAGUUCGACAGAUCCAGAGUCAGGUCAAACAUCGGCAUCGCGAUUGUUAUCCAAGCACCUUCAAAAUCACAUUGGCGAAAUCUCGCUCGCAAAUGAUGAGCCCUUGCCACAGAUUCCGGAGGCCGUUAUACACGACAUUGUCGCAGGUUUACCUGCCAACGCGCCGGACAAUUCGAUUCAGGAUAUUUACGAUCAGCUCUGUGCAUUGGCUGCCGAUUUCAAGGACAUGAGUGUUGGCAAGUUCUUGACCAGACUCGCUGGCAUCUUGGCUGGCGCCGCUCUGCAGGCUGUCAAAGCCGUGGCCGACGUCGUCUUGGAUGCUUUGACCAAGAUUGCGAGACCAGCAGUCAAGAUCCUGGACACGAAAAUUCACAUCCCCGUUAUAUCGGACAUUCUCAACGCGCUGCAUAUAGACAUCUCGUUCCUUGACUUGUUUAUGUGGAUCGCUGCUGUGGCCUACACCGUGGUGUACAAACUUGCAAACCACAAUAACCCCCCUUUUACGAAGGAAUUCGCCAGUGCCGUUACAUCCGCCUCAUCAUGGGAGCAGCUUCUCAAGCUCUUCCAGCCCGCCCUUGACGGGCCAGGCGCCCACACAGCGUCUGUGAAUUUGCCAGCCAUGUUUCAUGGAGGUCACGGAGGUGCCGGCAUUGCGGGCAUAUUGACUGCGAUCCUCCAGACACUGGAGGCGGCGCUGCCUGCAGGCGAGAGCAAGUUGCUGGUAUGGUCAUCCAUUGCCGCUGGCGUCUUGUCGGCAGUUCUUGCUGGUGUUGCUGACGCCGUCGUUCCCGUGGAAGCUGUCGAGAACAAGGACAUUGCCACGCUGUCCACUUUCAAGGUAGCAUAUGUCAUACUAUGGGGAUUGGCGUGCGGUGCGGCAGGGGAUCAAAUGGUGACGCCAAUAGCCAAAACGACGGGCAUCAAGUGUAUCAACGGUCGCGGUGCUGGAGCGGUCGUAGGGGCCGUCCUCACCAUCCCGGCAUUCAUUGUGUCGGGAUACCACUUUUACGAACUCAGUCAGAAGUCUGCAUCGGUCAAACGGAAAGCCCAUGUAAAAGAGGCGGCUGUUGUCCUGUUGGGUGUUUGCGAUGUCGCAACGGCGGGACUGCAGAUUGCAGAAGCUGCAUUGCCUUAUUAG
Molecule: messenger RNA, 3525 nt
Organism: Aspergillus viridinutans
Lineage: Eukaryota; Fungi; Ascomycota; Eurotiomycetes; Eurotiales; Aspergillaceae
Exons: 3
Coding region: 1-3525 (1174 amino acids)
Source: RefSeq, a predicted model, not a curated record